UCAACAUGGCGAACGGGAUGGAAUCCGCACCGGACGCGGUGCAAUGUCCCGUCUGUUUAAAAGACUUCGCGUCCGACACUAUCAACGGACACCUCGACGUGUGUCUCACAGACAAAAGCGAGCCGCCGUCCAAGAAGUGUCGGCUCGGCUCGAAGGUCGAACCGCCCGGUGACAACGGCGCCGGGUCCGGUUCGUCCUCCGUGGCUGCUCCGCCGUCCUCUCUGGUGUUUUCUAUGUUUAAGACGAGCAAGAGUAAAGCGUCCGGUCCCGGUGAACGAAAUGUGUCGUUGUCGAGUAAACAACCGGCUGCCUCUGCUGCCAACAAGGGACUCAAACGUAAUUUAUCGGGCGAGGAAGAGCCACGACGAGAAGGUACAGAGGACGUGCAGAGCCAGUCCUCUGGAUCUAACGGACAGGCCGUGAAGGCAUCACAAGGAGAGUCGUCUCCCCGGACGCUGAUGACGUCAAACAAGCCCCUGGCGCAGAGUCUGAGACCGAGCACGCUGGAGGAAUACUUCGGUCAGAAUAAAGUCGUGGGUCCGCAGACGCUCCUCCGAUCUCUGCUGGACUCCCAGGAAAUACCCUCCCUGAUCCUCUGGGGACCCCCGGGGUGCGGAAAGACCACUCUGGCUCACAUAAUCGCCAGCGGCAGCAAGAAGAAGGGCACGGCUCGAUUCGUCACUCUGUCGGCCACCAGCGCCUCCACCAGCGACGUCCGAGAGGUGAUCAAACAGGCGCACAACGAGCUGCGACUGUGCAAGAGGAAGACCAUCAUGUUCAUAGAUGAAAUCCACCGCUUCAACAAAUCCCAACAGGACACCUUCCUUCCUCACGUGGAAUGCGGGACGGUGACCCUGAUCGGGGCGACCACGGAGAACCCCUCCUUCCAGGUGAAUGCCGCCCUGCUGAGCAGGUGCAGGGUGCUGGUUCUGGAGAAGCUCUCGGUGGAGGCGAUGGGCUCCAUCCUGGAACGCGCCGUGGCCAGGCUGGGGAUCGGAGUCCUGGGGCGAGAACCGGCAAACCCUCGGCAACGAGAGCAAUCGGACGCACACGACCCAAAGAUUCUAAUUGAAGAAAAGGCUCUGGACACCAUCGCCCACCUGUGUGACGGUGACGCGAGGGCGGGACUCAACGGGCUGCAGCUGGCCGUUCAGGCUCAGGUGACCUCGAGCCGGCUCGGCCAAUCAGGAGCAGACGCCUCUCGGGAAAUACUGGUGACGGAGGAGCACGUGAAGGAAGGUCUCCAGAGGUCACACAUUCUCUACGAUAGAGCUGGCGAAGAGCAUUACAACUGCAUCUCUGCGUUGCAUAAGUCCAUGAGGGGCUCCCACGAGAACGCGUCCCUCUACUGGCUGGGCCGCAUGCUGGAGGGCGGCGAGGAUCCGCUCUACGUGGCUCGCAGGCUCGUCCGCUUCGCCAGCGAGGACGUGGGAAUGGCGGACCCCGCCGCUCUCCCUCAGGCCGUGUCGGCCUUUCAAGCCUGUCACUUCAUCGGGAUGCCCGAAUGCGAGGUGAUUCUGGCUCAGUGCGCCGUCUAUCUGGCGCGAGCACCCAAGUCGGUGGGCGUCUACAAGGCCUACGGCAACGUGAAGGCCUGUCUGAGGAACCACAGGGGGCCGCUGCCUUCGGUCCCCCUGCACCUUCGCAACGCCCCCACCGGGCUGAUGAAGCAGCUGGGCUACGCCAAAGGCUACAAAUACAACCCGGCCUUCAGCGACGCCGUGGAGCAGCAGUACUUACCUGAGGAGCUGCAGGGAACCGACUUCUUCACCUGGACGCCGUCGUGACUCGGCCGGCUGUCACAGAUUUAUUAAACGAUGCUGCUGACCGAAAACAUUUCGUCGUGACAUCUUUUUUUUUUUUUUAAA
This is a messenger RNA of Pungitius pungitius (ninespine stickleback), 1868 nucleotides long. RefSeq names its product WRN helicase interacting protein 1 (gene wrnip1). Lineage: Eukaryota; Metazoa; Chordata; Actinopteri; Perciformes; Gasterosteidae. Gene Ontology annotation, biological process: DNA repair; DNA synthesis involved in DNA repair; DNA-templated DNA replication. Gene Ontology annotation, molecular function: DNA binding; ATP binding; ATP hydrolysis activity. Gene Ontology annotation, cellular component: nucleus. The coding region runs from base 6 to 1787 and encodes 593 amino acids. The record is from RefSeq and is a predicted model, not a curated record. The transcript has 7 exons.